Castor canadensis (American beaver) is the source of this 498-nucleotide messenger RNA. NCBI's taxonomy places the organism in Eukaryota, Metazoa, Chordata, Mammalia, Rodentia, Castoridae. The record is from RefSeq and is a predicted model, not a curated record.
GCCCUCAAACAGCAGUUGCUCACUCGGAUGCAGCGGGUCGGUAGCAGUUUCUCCACCGAGAGUCGGGUGGCGUCCCGGUUUCCCAGCGUCAUCCUCACUGAACCGAAUCAGGUGGCCACGCUGCCAGUGCAGCUGCUCAGGGAUGAUGGAACAACUGUGCAGGACAAUGGCCAUGCCGAAGAAAGUUUCCAAGUGAAGAAUCAUGGCUUCACCCCAGAGGAGCUGGUGGUGCAGGUGGAUGGCCAAAGCCUGGUGGUGACUGGUCAGCGGCAACGGGAGAGCUGUGACCCCAUCAGGGGCGGUUUCCGCGUGGAGCAGAAGGUGCAUCGGAGAAUGCUGCUACCGCCGGACCUAGAUCCUGCCGCCAUGACCUGCUGCCUGACCCCUUCAGGCCAGCUGUGGGUCUGAGGCCAGUGCAACGCGCUGCCUCCCCCUGAAGCCCACACUGGACUAUCGCCAAGACUCAGGAGCUGUGGCUCUAAGAAGGGUUCCACCUAG